UAUUCACCCCCCCUGUCAUGUGUCCACGAGAAGUUUUCGCGAAGAUUGCGUGUGACUUUCAAAUGCUUUGUAUUUUAUUUUGAACCUAAAUUAUUACCUGGAGGGUUUUGGCAUGAAAACCCAACUAAUGUUUUCAUUCUUUCGAUUGGGACUAUUCUACAAUGAAGUACUCUUGGAUACUGUAGUCUAAACACAUAGGAAGACGAAGAAGUGGCAUUUAUCGGGCAGAGAAGCGGCGAGACAUUAACAUGGCGGCAAUUUGACGAAAUAUCGAAGGACACAAUAUCGAAGAUAAAAUAUACUGCACUGUUUCAAAACUUCAUUAAACUUCGUCGAAAUCGUCUUUAGCCAUCUAUCAUUAUGUAAAAGUACAACAACUGGAUGACACCUGCGAGACUCGGCGAUAAAAAGCAGACGAGACAGCAAAGAAUGGCUGAAAUGGUGUUUUCGUGGGGGGUGAGUGAAUUAAAAUGUAUUAUAUUUAAGGAAAACAAUGACAAUCCUUAUGAAAACUACAAUAAUUAUAUUAAAUUAAGCAUAGUUUUUCAUGCCAUGAUAAUUUUUUUUAGGAAAUAAGAACAUUAAAUUUCUGCCAGGCAUAUUAGUUAUUUUGUGCAUAAUCAGCAAUUUACCUGAGGUGGUGCAUAGUCAUUUUCUGGUAAAAUAUUAUACUCAGACAAAUUUUUCCUUCCAAUGACCACCCCUAAAAGCAACCCUUCUAAACACUAUAAGCACUUCAGAAAGGCUGUCGCUUUUGCUUUUCAGAAGUUAGAGCUAUGUCGGCACUGCCGUUUCAGGGCGGGGUCAUUUUCAGGACUUUCGCCCCGGAUUCAGGUUUUGGCACAUAUGCCAUGUUGACCGCCAUGCUCAUUUUACCCUAAAACAGUUGAGAUUACCUGUGCUAAAUGAAAUGCAUACAAACAUCUAUGCAGGUCCUAGACUAAUAAACAUACAAGUAAAAACUACCUCGAUAAACUAAACAAUUCGUAAGUUAUUGCUUAGCAUGAAUACCAAGGCCGGUGAGAGGGGGGGGGGUGGCAGGGAGGGGGGCAAAAUACCCGGGGCCCGGAGUGCUCUGAGGGGCACGGAAAUCUCGGUGAAAUGUUCGUAUAUUGUUUAUCAUCGGCAAUUUGCAGAGGGACAGCUAGGGCCCGCGUUCACAAAUCGUCAUUUUGUCUCGGGGCCCGUGGUUGGCUCUCGCCGGCCUUGAUGCCACAAUCUUAGACGCAUGCAAUAUAUUAAAUCCGACUAUGAGGACUUUACUGGAUGUCCAAUUUGUGAUAUCUCAGUGACAAAGUCCGAAUAGUCAGAUAAAUAAAUCAGUAUUUUAAUAGAAAUUUGAAGUUGGCGAAAUGCCAUGCUAAUUAAGAUCACAUAUGACAUAUCCAAUUGCUGUCACAGUUGUGAUUUGCUUUUUUAGUACCACUCAAUUUGUGAAUUUGAGAUCAUAGUGAAGAUAAUUAAGUAUAGAGGUGUGCCAGUGGCAUAUAACAGCUAAGCUGAAUUACGGUUUAUUCUAUUGCCUAAACUAUACCGCAGAGGAUGUAUAUUUUAAGCAUUAGGCAGUUUCUAAAAAAGCCUGAACAUAUUAUUUAUCGUGUCGAAUAUAGCCUAUAUAUCUAGGUAUAUCUAGGCUUUUGUGGGUGUAAAGUCAUUGUCGCAGCUCUAUUAUUCACGUUUAAUUAACAGUUGUAUAACCAUAUCAUUCAACGGCUUUCACUAGUAUUCGGGUGGCUCUGCCAUGGAAACGUCUGGGUCCUGUUUGUUACUGCACCGUUAUUCCUCAUGAUCCCUGUGCUACCCACAUCAUUAUAACUAUUGCAUAUUUCUGCUAUUUUUGCGGGCCAACCAAGUUCCCUGCAGAGGGGGGUAAUGUUUAUAUAGACUUCCUUCAAGUCUCUCUUUGUGCCGUCCCACAGCUCAAUUGCAUGUAGCAUGUUUGCUGCCUUAAAAUGGGACCCCCAAUGUUGGACAGUGCUGCCGAGUGCCGCCUUAAACGUAAUAAAAAACUUAACUUAUAACUUAACGUAAAUUUAGAUUCCUUACAGCUAUAUAUGUACUAUUUAAAAAACGAGCAGGAGUGUUGAAACUCGACCUGUGAGUUUGUUAUAUGGCUUCAAAAACGUAUGCAUAAUAAGUCAAAUCUUUAUAUAAAAAUCUUUAUAUAAAAAUCUUUAUAUAAAAAUCUUUAUAUAAAAAUCUUUAUAUAAAAACCUUUAUAUAGUUUGCAUAACAAUGGUCUUUUGUUAAAGUGUUCUUUAGCUGGUAUAAAGACGUAUGCACGUGACUAAUUUCUUACUCAAGAUUGGAUAAUUGGUUCAUGAAUUAUUAAUGAGUUUUUGAAAAGUAAUUAAAAUACUCAUUAAUAAUUCAUAAACCUUGUGGCAAAUCAUGUUAGCCAUAAUAUGUCACGUGGAGUGACUUUAUAUCUGAUAAAACACAUGUGGCAUUAUAUAAAUAUUCAUCCUAAUAGCAUGAUUAUAUAAUGUUCAUCCUAAUUAGUAUUCUUUUGUAGUCGUAUUUUAAGCUAUUCAAAACACUCGUUGUCGUGUUUUAUCAGAUAUAAAACGCUCGGCUGCGCCUCGCGUUUUAUAUCUGAUAAAACACUCCUACUCGUGUUUUAAAUAGUACAUAACCAUUGAAGAAAUAUUGCCGUCGAUAAUUUAAUUUUCGGCAGCAAUUCCGUGCCGUUUAUAUAUAUAGCCGCCACCAAGAAUUUCCCGAAGGUACUGGAUUGACUUCACUGAUAACCAGUUCAUUUCACUUGCUUAUAUAUAUGUUUCAGGAAAUAUUUUUUGCACAGAAAUGAGAAAAUACACAAAUUCUGUCCGGAACUGUUUGUUGUCUUGUUGUGAGUCCAAUUUAACUACUAAACGAGUAGCCCCUUAUAUAGUCAGCCUCUGAAUAAUAAGAAGAGCAUUCGUCCGGAAAUUAUUUAGUUCUGGUAUAACUUCCAGUUGAAGUUUGUUCAAGGCCGGCGAGAGCCAACCAUGGGCCCCGGGACAAAAUGAUGAUUGGUGAACACGAUUGGUUUAUACCAUAAAUGUAUUUUUUUUAAUGUAGGUUUAACUAUCUGAAUAAGAUGAUUACCGGCACUGGUUUUCUCAUUUUAUUUGGUCUCGCUUGUCUGUUGUUUCAUUGUGAAGGUAUAGGAGUCGGAACUUUGUAAUUUAUAUUCUCAGUUUUUAUAAAUGUCAUAUUCUUUCGUUUUAAUAUCUUCGUUCACUCGUGAUUUGAGCUGCUUGCGUAGGCUGCAAUAUUUUUUCAUCGGGCAGUCUGUACAGACGUCGGACAGAUUGCAUGUAAAAAGUUAGCAAUUGUACUUCAAAAUUAUUAAAGGGAAGAGCGGCACGCAUUAAAUUGGUGGAAAUAGAUAGAAAUAUGCAACGUUUUUCACAAUUUGUUUUUGGUUCGGGCAAUUUCGGGAACGUCCGGAAAAUUUUCAGCCGCCCCUCUAACUUUUUUCCUCUGAAACUUCCGUAGGUAGUACCGGUGUACGCCUAUACGACUUCUUGUGUUUGGUCAAUCUCGUUCCCAGUGUCUCACCUCCGCCCCCGCCCCCCCCCCUGCGUGUUUAGGGGGCGUGGCGGAGGUAAGACCAUGUGAAACAGGUUGGUGUUUGGUUAGAUUUAAUGCUAUACAGGCAUGCAAGAAUAUCUGUAUAAGAGAAAAUAAAUUGGUCACAUAUACGUAAUGCUUUUUGCCCGGUUUUACAUCUUUGUGACCUUUGAGCUGACAACCCCUCUCACGAUUUACUGAUCACAUAUUCUGUGACCCUAAAAGAAAUGAGUUGUGAGAACAAUGAUUGACCCAAGGUCCCAAACAGAAUCUAUUUGAUUACACAAGUGCAGCCUUCAAAAAAAAUGUUUUCGUGUUGUUUAGGACAAGUUCAACCACCAUCUAAUGGGACCAGAUUGAUAUUUUUUCCUGGAUCAACCGUAAAAAUAGAUUGGUCAUAUGUUGGUGAUAUAUCUCAAGUGGAUCUUCGGUUUUGGUUUUUCAACAGUAGUGACGGUUCACGAACAGGACGACUUGCAAGAGUACUUGAAGAUGGGGACCCCGGACAACAAGACUUCAGCUUAAUACCUAGGUUUGAAAUAGACAAGCCAGCAACACUGAUUUUAAAGAAUGUUGAUCAAAGUUAUAAUGGAAUGUAUACCUUCAGCCUUCUAGACAAAAAGUCUGCCCAGCCUCAAACAUCUGAAGUUGUUGUUUUUAUUGCAAGUAAGUUUUAUAGUAAAGUAAAACUUCAAGUUUGCUGCAAUAUUUUCAUCAGUUUUGGAGUUGUAUGAGCAUGUCUGGCAUGACCAAGUCGCCGAGACGACAUUGACAAUUUCUCGUUGUUUCAAUUUAUUGAGAAAAUUUGCAAUGUUGUGUUGUACAAUCGACUUGACUAAACACAGCUUAAUUUCCGGAUUUAACAGGGUUUUUUUCAAUCACAGUGUUCUGUCCAGCAGCAUGCACACCAAUUACGCCAUAAAAGCAGAUUCUUCCACCCAGCUCUCAAAAACUACCGUUUCAAGUACCACCGGUACACAAUUACAUAGACCAUAGACAAAGUGGAUUUUUUUGUAAACAAUUGUGCAUGUUAAUGAUUAUUUAGUGUAAGUUAAUAAGACAAAAAGGGCAUGAAAUAUUGGCCACCACUUUUAAACUACCAGAGGAAAUGCACAUGUAGACUUAAUACAUGCGGCUAAAGUAUAUCACAUAUUAUCAUGGAACUUUAGUGAUAUUCAGUGACUCCGUCUCCGAUGAUCCAAGGUUUGUGUAGCCUAAGUGUUGCGAUUUGCGUAGACUUGGAUUAAGUCCGUCUCUCAAGAGUCCGAGGGUUGCUUCGCGAUUCGGACUCUAGAGGGACGGACUUGACCCAAGUCUAGUGUUGCGCAGCAUUCCGAAUUUAAAUAUAGAACGCCAAGAGUAGAACUUAUUAAAUACUUCGUAGAAUGCUUGUUGCAACAGAAACGUUGCAAAACUUGAUUAUUGCAAGGCAUGUUAACUUGUAAUUUUGCGUACAACUUGUGUCGCAACAAUUGAGACAACUGCAUAGUGUAAAAGCGGCAACCUCGUACCCAGGGUCUUUUAGCUAUCUUGGAUUUCUUUACGACAAUCAUACAAAAAAGCAAAUUAUAAAUUAAACUAUCAAAAUUAUCCAAAUAUCAAAUACUUUUUGGCCUCAUCUUGGAUUGCUAAUUAAAAAUCUGCUAGAUUUUAGCAGAUCACGUGACCAGUGUCUACCAGGGUCUUUUCUCCCCUCGCCAAGAGGAAAGACCCUGGGUACGAGGUUGUAAACUGAGCGCCUUAGAGCAAAUGUUAUUAAAGCUAUUGAAUUGUUAAACUUACGAGGUUUGUUCCCUUUUCAGUUUAAUAUAAUAUAUAAUGGAACUGAAUUACCAAGAUUCAGGGAUAACUGUUAAUUGUAGAGCUGCACCUUGGAAUUCAUUAAUUUGUUCAAAAAACUAACUGCGAACUAACAAUUUUAUUAGGCAUUCUCACAUUUACUAACUCACAUAAUAUAUGUUAAAGAUUAAAAUAUUGUCGAAACGUAGAUUCAACAGUUUAAAAAAUGUUUAUCGGUCCUGCUUCGGACUUUAAUUUCGCGAUUGUAGAAAAAUCGUGAAAUUAAAGUCGCGCGAAUAAAAAACCUCGCGAAAUUUACACGCGCGAAAUUACUGAAUACCCAUACCCUAGUCAAGAAAAGUUACUUAAUAAUGGUCUUAAUAUUAAGCUAUAGUUUGCAUCAUGUCUUGUUACCAGCAAUAAUUAAAGAUGAGUAAAAACAUCUGUUAAUCUUCAUCUGUGCAUGUCACUGUCAAUUAUCAAUUCUAUAUUAUAUUAUAUGCUAUAAUUUAUUCUUAUGUUAUAACUUAUUCUUAUGUUUUAACUUGUUUGGAAAGUUUAGAAUUUUACAGAAAAUAAAAUGUUGUCCAGAAAGCUUUGGUGAAAUUUAAUGCCCUUUUUCUAUUUUCGCCUGUCAUGCAAAAUCGCGAAAGUAAAGUCUCCCGAAAUAUUGCCUCGAAAAAAUCGCGAAAUUAAGUAUAAAUAAUUGGCAUAUAAAACUCCGUGCCAGUGGUGAAUGCAAAUUCAUAUGAAAUAUUUUUACUAUUUUUAUUAAUGUUAUUUAAUAUCUUUAACAAAAUGAAAUAUAUAUUUUUAUUUGAGGCUAUAGCUUAUAUACAUAUAAUGACAAUGUGCUUUUUUUUUCGUACCGUCUUACUACACAUUAUUUUAUUACAUUUCAGAAAAGCCAACUGUGACAUUGACUUGUUACAGUUCCGUCAUAUUCAAUGAAUGUGAUGACUUCACAUGUGAAUGUCAAGGACUAGGUGGCAACCCUUCAGCCAGUGUAACUUGGUACAAAGAUGGCAAGAAGAUUGCCGGAACAGGGACGGAAAAGCAAAUAUUAACUCUGAUGAACGUUGAUGAAACAGAUAGAGGAACUUACAAGUGUGUGACCGAAAGCUACCCAAGUACAAUGCACAGGGAUGAAAAAUCAAUCAGAGUAGAUGUUAAAUGUAAGUAUGAUUGAUAUUUAAGUUAAAUAGUUCCAACUCUAUAUUCAAAGAACGUGCGUAUGAAUUUAAAUUCAAAUCCCUCCUUACUCAAAUAAAUACAUGGAUUUACAUGGAUGCAGUGUGAGCAUGAGUGUGACCCUCUAAUUGGCUGUGCAAUGAUGACAGAUGUAGUUAAUGAUUCAAAUUUUGAGUAUUGUGCAUGGCCUAUGAGUGAUGACUAUAUUUAGGAUCUGACAAAAAGAAGUUACGGCGUAAACCUUUAGAUUUUAGUUUUACCACUCUUUUUUUGUGCGAUGAGAUGCUAAAAAUCCGAAAAUUUCCAAUAUGUUUUGUUUCAUAUGGUCAUGUGUUCAGAUACUUAUAGAAGAAUAAACGGUGGAGCAAUUUAACUUUUCUUCAAACACAUGUUAAUAAUUAAUACUUGUAUUACUGAUUCAUAAACGAACUAGCAAGUAACGCUGUUUUGUUCCUUCACAGUUGGACCAAAAGACACAUCCAUUGAGUUGAAACCAAACCCAGCCAUAUUGGGUCGAUCAUUCACCAUAACGUGUAACUCUCGUGGUUUUCCUGAACCAAGUUAUACCAUAUCCCAUAAUGGUAGUCAUCUAAUUAAUGCCAAGACGUAUACCGAUAACGACGUGGCGUGGACUGAUGCUGGAGUGUAUGAAUGCAAUGCAGGGAAUGAACGUGGAAAUGAUACGGCUUCUGAAGUUCUAAAGGUCACAGGUAAGAUUUUAAUUCAAUGUUGGAGUGUAUGCAUGCAUUGCAAUGAAUGAACGUGGAUAUAAUUUGGCUUCUGAUUUUCUAAAGGUUGAAGGUAAGAUAAGAUUCUAAGACGCAACCGGACGAAACACACGUAUAGGAAACAGGGAAAGGAAAAAUAUAAUUGGUAUACAGGGGAUGAGCAAAUACUUAAAUUUUGGCUUGAAUUGGGGCAUAAUUCUAUUAUUAUAUAUAGACAUAACCAUGAUAUAAUUAUUAUAGUACUGAGAAAAAUUCUAUCUACAACUAUAUUAUGUUCUAUUACUGAGACGGCUAGUCAAUAAUACAACCCGAUGUAAUGAAUGCAUAUACAUAUUUAUUUCUAAUGACUUUAGUUACAAUAAUUGCAUAUGUAGUAUCUUGAAUUUUGAUUGUUGGAAUGAGUAUUUAAUAUAGUUUCAGCAAAUUAUUUCAGCAAAUUAUGUAUGUAUUUAAAGGAAGGAGGUACCGUAUACAGUGUUAUUGAGUUAUGUUUGCAAGUUGAUACUUAAUCUUUAGUAAUCUUUUGUUUACCAAACAAUGUACAACUUUCUUUCGCAUAUAGGACUUCUUAAAGAAAAUUUCGUUUCAUUAUAUAAUUUUAUUUGCAAUUCGUGAAUUAGAGAGAGGACAACCAACACAGCUACCAACAAUACCAAAUACAAGCAAGUACGAUAAUGGAUCAGGUAAUACGAAGUAUACGACAGGGCCAUUUAUCUUAACUUAUUUUACACGUGAAGCAGCCAGCCAAAUUCACAGGCUACUUCCGUUAAUUUAGUUAAUUUUUCCUGAAAAAGACCGAAAAAAAAAACCUUUUCACAGUAUUCACCAUCAUCAUAUAAAACUAGAUCGCGUAUAUACUCAUUCCCUCCAAUGAAGACUAUAAUUGUCGUGAGAUUUUAAGGUGAAAAUAUCUGAAAAUCAGUUUUAUUCAUUGGCCUAAUACUAGUUUUCCUUUCAGGAAUUGCAUUAUUAAAUGUCAUUGGGUUUAGCUAAUUUUCUAACUCAUCAAUUCUCCAAAUGUUCCUUCAGGAGAGGUUACAAGUUCCAAAGUGGAUUGUGAAAGUUCUGGAACUGUUGUAGUAUGGCAUAUUGUUCUGUCGUUGGUGUCUGGAUUUAUUCUUGGAAUUUUCUUUUCCUACAUUGUCUCGUAUUCGCGUAGUCGUUGGUUUAGAAACAGGAAGCCUGAACGAAACCCUGAAACAAAGACAACUGAAGCUGAUACAACUUACCAGGAGCUUGAUCUUUCAAAAAUGAACACAGAAGAUAACUAUCAGUCGUUGAGAGUGAAUGCCGCCGUAUGUAAUGACGCUACAAAUGACGAUGACUCUACUUACACGCAGUUGAGCAAAACCAGAGAUGUGGAGGACAACUACCAAUCUUUAACUUGAAUUUGGAAUAUUAUUUAAGUGUCAUAAGGACUUGUUAAGCAAGCUAAUUAACCGUAGUCAAUAGAACAAAAGUGGUUACAAAAUUCGAUGAAACAUAUAGCCAGAACUCAUUAUAAAGGGACUAUCAGAAAAGGGGAGGGGCAGGGAGUUUCUGCCAUGCAUAGACUAUUUUUUACAGUUCGCUUGCCAUGCAUAAAUAAGGAUUUUUUACAAGGACACACUUUACCUCCACGUGAAGGGCAACAAUCACUUGGAAGUGUGGAACGCAGACUAGCUUGAGCACAAAUACUCGUCGACUACAGUUGGGGCGGAACAGUGGGGGCUAUGGGGGCUUUAGCUGCCCCAGAAGUAAAAGUGGGGGGGGGGCUUAGCCCAAAUACAUGAAAAAUGCCAGAAUGCGAGACCAUUUAUACAAACUACGAAAUCGUGAAAUUACUGCUCGCCGGCUAAAAUGCAAAAGAAAAUAUCCUAUACUUUGUGAUCAAGUGAAUGUGAAAAACACCUAUAAAAUUAUACUAAAACAAUUAUUCACCUCAGGCUCGGUGAUUAUCGUGAAUAAAAACCUCGACUUCGUCUCGGUUUUUAUUCACCGAUAAUCACCUCGCCUUCGGCGAAUAAUUGUUAAUUAUGUCGAGUCAGACGAAAUUUAACACUGCUAAUAAUAUACAUAAAGAUAUUACUCGACUGUGAUUGGUUGAUUUCAGUACAGUUAAUCCCAAACAGUAGUGCAAUUUUCUGUAAUCACAGUGCAAUUUUUUGUAAUCACAGUGCAAUUUUUUGUAAUCACAGUGCAAUUUUCUGUAAUUACAGUGCAAAAAUCUGUAACAAACUGAUCUGAUUGGUGAAAAAAAAAUGUGAUGAUUAAAUCACCUUCGCGUGGAAAAUAUGGCUUUUAUCUUUAUUUUUAAAUGGAAAAGCAUUUACCCUAAACAAGACUAACAAAAAUUACAUAGUUGAGUGAAAUUUUCAAGCUGCUAGCGUUGUAUAAUGUGAUAUUAAACAAAGCCAGGAAAACUUUGCCAGUGGAAUGUUCACUAUAAACGCGUAAGUUAAAACUACAAUUGUCUCGAACAUUUUUAUGUAAAUUAUUAAUAAGUAAUAGCAUGGUUUCUCGUGAAAUUUGGAUAAACAUGCACUCGUGAGUUCUUCAAAGACCUGAAAUAGUACUCG
Messenger RNA from Paramuricea clavata, 9814 nucleotides. The record is from the annotation of a GenBank genome assembly. Lineage: Eukaryota; Metazoa; Cnidaria; Anthozoa; Malacalcyonacea; Plexauridae.